AUGCGUUUCACCUCCAUCAUCGCUGCCGGCCUCUUCGCCGUCGCCGUCAAGGCCCAGACCGAUGUUGUGACCACGGGAGCUGACCCUACCACGGCAGCCGAAGUCACCACUACUGGAGCCGGCACCGACACCGAGGUCAUCGCGACCACUGCCCCCGGCACCAGCACCGAAGCUGCUGUCCCGACCACCGGGACCGCUGUUCCUGAGGCACCCACGACCACCGGCAGCGUUAGCUCUCCGCAGGACCCCGCCCAGGCCGCCAUCCUCGCGUGCCUCGAAGCCUGCAAUGUGAGCGAUGUCAAUUGCAAGGCCAGCUGUAUCGCCGUGCCCAGCCCCAACAACCAGAACGUGAACGCGACCACGGACUGCGUCGCCAACUGCCCCCAGGGCAACGGCACUGCCGCCGACAACCUUGAGUACGCCAACUGCGUCAGCGGCUGCAUCGGUCGCUUCUUCUUCACCACCACCGGCACCCCCAACCUUCAGACCACCGGCACCCUCGUUCCCAGCGUGACGCAGAUCCAGACCACCAUCACCUCUGACGGCUCGACCUUCGUUACCUCCUUCUCCUCCACCGUACCCCCCUCGGGAUCGCCGUCCGACGACGCCCAGUCCGAGGCCCCCAGCUCCACCUCCCUCGGCGCCGCUGACACGCGCUUCGGUCCCGUGGGCUCCGGCAUCGGCUUCUUGUCCUUCUUGGCUGCUAUCUUGGCUCUGUAG
Messenger RNA from Durotheca rogersii, 720 nucleotides. RefSeq lists its product as uncharacterized. The coding region runs from base 1 to 720 and encodes 239 amino acids. The record is from RefSeq and is a predicted model, not a curated record. The transcript is spliced from 2 exons. NCBI's taxonomy places the organism in Eukaryota, Fungi, Ascomycota, Sordariomycetes, Xylariales, Xylariaceae.